Messenger RNA from Nomascus leucogenys (northern white-cheeked gibbon), 869 nucleotides. Its product is annotated as translation initiation factor IF-2-like. The transcript has 3 exons. The record is from RefSeq and is a predicted model, not a curated record. Bases 1 to 597 code for a protein of 198 amino acids. NCBI's taxonomy places the organism in Eukaryota, Metazoa, Chordata, Mammalia, Primates, Hylobatidae.
AUGCCAAGGGCCAAUGAGCGCCAGAGGAGGGCGGAAGAUUCCCCGCCCCCACUUCCUGGCGUGGUUGAGUCGCGCCGGAAGGUCGAGGCUGGGGGAGCCGCCGUUGGCUCUGAUGCUCCUGGGGGUGGGGGCACGAGUGGGCAGGGUGAUGGUGAGGCAGACGUGGCGGCCCCGACCCGGCGACCUCGAGGGAGCGCCCGGCUGAGAGGCGGGAGGCCGAGGGGCCCGGGGAGCGGGCGCCGCCGAGGGCCCUGGAAGCGGCAGGGCUGGGGGAGAGGGGACGCGUGUGUGGGGCACGGGGACCCCAGCCCAGCUCCCACUUGCAGACCUGGCCCGCGGGCUGCCGGCCGAGUGGCCGGGGGGCCUGGCUGCCCAGGAGACGGGCCGGGGCCGCGGCCGGGGGCGCGGAGCGGACAUAGGGGCGCCCGGCCGAGCCGAGGUGGGACGGACCGACGCAGAGAGGAGGGGAAGCCGCCUGGCCUGAAGAUCCCGUCUCUAAGGUCCCAUUCUGAGGAGACUCAGGUCAGAAUGGAAAUGGGCUGCAGACAGGGCAGCUAUUGUCAGCCGCUGGAACUGGCUUCAGGCUCAUGUUUCUGACUUGGAAUAUCGAAUUCGUCAGCAAACAGACAUUUACAAACAGAUAUGUGCUAAUAAGGUAAGGGAUAGGUGUCUGGUGUUUUUUUAGUACAGCUGAAAACUAUCAUUAUUGCUUUUCUCCCAUUCCCUCCCACCUCUUUAAUAAUCCCCUCGCCAUAAUCCCCUUUUUUAACUAUUUCAAGACAAACGGUUUAAUGACCUGAUAUAGUGGUUUAAUUUGUUUAAGAACCUGAUGGGGCCACGUAUGGUGGCUCACUCUGGUAAUCCCAGCA